AUGUACUCUGUCGCAUGCUCUAUUUCUUCUGAAUUAUUCAUGAUAUUUGGAUACAUUAACAAUGCUUGGCUUAUUGUAUACAGACCCGAUUCAAGCGAACAAUUUUCGUCUCUUGUAAGGCGAUCGCCUCAAGAAAGGCGUAGUGGUUGGCGCCUAAAGAGACUGUUCUGGCGUAAUGGAUACACAACAAGAAACAAUCUCCACGGCGUGUGGCUGGUGUGCUCGUUCUAUUUGUUUCCAGUAACGUUCUGUGCAACCCGAGAUUUGAUUAAGUGUCACCGGUUAACUCACCGCUCGACGUCGUGGACGGGAGCGCGCAGUGUAGCAGGUAUUGAGGUCGGAAUUUUGCUACUUUAUUCAUCAUGGUUUUUUGGAGUCCCGAGGUAA
Messenger RNA from Angiostrongylus costaricensis, 387 nucleotides. NCBI's taxonomy places the organism in Eukaryota, Metazoa, Nematoda, Chromadorea, Rhabditida, Metastrongylidae. The record is from the annotation of a GenBank genome assembly.